This is a messenger RNA of Rangifer tarandus platyrhynchus (Svalbard reindeer), 531 nucleotides long. The record is from the annotation of a GenBank genome assembly. NCBI's taxonomy places the organism in Eukaryota, Metazoa, Chordata, Mammalia, Artiodactyla, Cervidae.
AUGCGAGCCCGGGUGGGAUGCGGGGCGGCGGCGGCCACCGUGACGCUGCAGUUCCUGGCGUCCGGCUCCUCUCGCUCGCACCCGGCGGUGGGGGGCUCUCCCCGCCCGCGCGCCCAGCGCAGCCCCGACCCGUGGGGCGCGCGCCGGCCUCCAGGGGCUCCGGCGGCAGCGCGCGCGGGGGCGGCGGCGCGCGCGGGCGGGGAGAGCGAGCGGCCGGGCGGGGAGAGCCGGGCGCGCGAGCCGAGCCCGCCGCUCACCUGCCGCCGCCGCUCACCUGGCGCGGAGCGCGCCCCCGCCCUCCCGGCCAGGCCCCGCGCGCGGCCGCCGCCCCUCGCCCCGCGGGUCCGGCGCCGACAUGCGACCCGGGUAGCGCUUCGGGAGCAGCGGAGGAGCUCCCCACCCCCGGCCUGGGCGCGCCAAGGUGACCCCCGCGAUGUACCCGCGCCCUGUGGGUCCCCUCGCGUCCCCUCGCGUCCGCCGCGGUGCCUGGGCAUCCGUCUGUCCGUCCGUGUCCACACCUCCAUCGCGUGA